Molecule: messenger RNA, 5012 nt
Organism: Megalobrama amblycephala (Wuchang bream)
Lineage: Eukaryota; Metazoa; Chordata; Actinopteri; Cypriniformes; Xenocyprididae
Exons: 2
Coding region: 95-1894 (599 amino acids)
Source: RefSeq, a predicted model, not a curated record
GUUCUUGCAGAACAUUGCUGAAAUGGUUGACUGAAGCUGACUCGGAAAAAAGGGAGGAUGAGGAAAGAAAAGCAAGAAAAACUGCACCUGAGAAAUGAAAGAAAAAACUCUGCACUUAAGAAGGACAACAUCCCAACGUGGGUGGAUCUUAAUGCCAAACUUCAGAAACAGGUUACUCAAAUUUCUGAGUAUGUGGAAGGCAACAGGCAGAAAGCAGUCUCACGGAUGGACAGAAUACAACAGGAUGAACCAAACAAGGAACAUUGUGAUACUUCUCGCUCUGCUGCUGGUGUGCGCUCUCGCCGAAGAUGACCCAGAGCCUAUAUUCAGAGCACUUGGUGGGGAACUUGAGAUGGGUUUUUGCUUUGGUGAUGACAUUGCUGUGUACAGACUGAAUGCUGAAAAAAAGGAGCUAUUGGGUCAAUCCUCAAGUCCCUCAAUUUCACCACCUGAUGCUUUUAAGGGUCGGAUCAGUUUCUCCGAUGACGUUGAAGGUCUGCUUGGUCUGAAGAUCACAAAUCUUCAGUUCUCUGACUCUGGAACCUACAUGAGAGAGUGCUGGAACAAUGACACUAUGGAAAAUUAUCAUAAAAAAAAUCUCUACGUGUGUACUGAGGAGUUCGACUUACAGAAAAUUUCACUGACACCUGGAACAGGUGCAGAUCUGGUAUGUAAUACGGGUUCCAGAAAACACAUAACAGUAAAAUGGUAUAAAGACAUAUCUUUGUUCAUGGAUACUCAGAUUUCUUUGGAACCAUUACAACCUGAGCUUAAAAGCCUUGUCCAGGUGCAUGACAAAGGCUCAUCUUUACACGUUUCAGAUGAGUUUAUUCAGGACAGACCUCGUUUUUACUGCCUGGCUAUGGAGGGAGGGCAAUGCAGGAGUUUCCAAACCAUAGGACUACCAGAAGAUCCUGAGAUGAAGACUGUUUAUCGUUCUUUAGGAGAGCGCAUAGUUCUUGCAUGUUCAGUAGACCGCUUCAGACAGAGCCACUGGGAAACACCUUUUGGACAAGUUAACUCAUCUGCACCGUUACGUCUCAAAGGGACAAUCGAGAAUCAGAUGUCCGUGUCGAAAAGCAAGAAUUCAGAAGACUAUUCCCUAAACAUUCCCUCUCUCACUUCAGAACAUUCUGGGAGCUAUAAAUGUUUCUCUACCUUCCUCGUCGAAGAGUAUGUUGUGAAUGUGUGCCCUUUGCGUGAGUCAGCUGAUAUUUCAUUUUCUGCAGAAGAUAAGAAGGUGGUUCUCCAAUGUGACUUCAUGUCUUUACCAGAUUUUAAAGAUAAAGAGGAGUACACUAGCGUUCUGUGGUAUCGAAACACUGGUGACCAAGACAUCCAAAUAAUGGACUCAGGGGAUCCUUCUUUAAACCUACCUAAUGAUCUACAGGGUCGGUUAAAGUUCUCACAGACAUAUUCCUCUCUCACCUUUACUAAACCAAAAAAGGAGGACAAUGGGACGUACUGGUGCGUGGUGCUGCUGGAUGACGAGAGCUUUGUUGAUGAGGAUACUUCUUCCAAUGAUGACAGUGAAGAGGAUGAAGAGUAUGAGGUGGACCAUCAAUUUGCGAUGGAGGAAGAGUACAUGGACAUGUGUCUAUUUAUGCAAGUCACCAAUCUAAAAUUUCAGUCAUAUCGUAGAGCUCAGUCUAAAUCUGAGCCUGAACCUGAACCUGAACCUGAACCUGAACCUGAAACUGAACCUGAACCUGAGACUAGCCUGACAAUUUAUGCUGUGUGUGCAGGGCUUGGAGGCCUAUUAGCACUGGCUUUUUUGGUUGGUAUUGUGGUGGUUAUAAAAAGGAGAGCAAAGAAAAAAUCUGCAUCUGCUCAAGGAAGAGGUCUUGAACUAUCUGAAGAGGAAGGAAGAGCACUUAAAUCCACAAAGACGUAGAGUAUGAGGUCACUCCUCGUGAUCCUUCCACUGCUUUAUUUUUACACAAUAAUUUGUGCACAAUGUUCAUGAAAAAAUGUAAUUGUGAAAAUUGAGAGGAAACUACUCAAUGUAAAUAGAUAUUUCACCAAAAAAAUGGCAGUUCAAACAAGUUUUUUGGGGGGGCAGGUGUUGGUGGACUAUGCCUUUAUGGUGCAAUUUCACCUUUGUCUUUCACCUCAUCAUCAACCAUCCUGGAGGUGAAAAAAACAGAUUUGUAAGACUUAUUUAAAAGGGUGUUCAAGUACUGCAAAAAGGAGUUCAAUAUCAAAAUUUAAUUUGACAAUUAAUCUUGUAAAUGCUUAAAUGGAUGACAAAAGUGUCUUCUGUGUGCAAGUCUCAGGCAUGAGGGUAUGUAAAACAGCUACUGAAACACGUGACAUUUUCUUGUGCAAAGAAGACAAGCCCGGCUGGUUUGUUUCCCUGUCAAAUCUUGAGUACACAGUAAGCAAAUGGCGCUUUAAAAAUAAACACACCAUAAAGCCUGCAUCAAAGCUGAAUUCAUAUGAAGACAAACAUAUGGGUCUUAAAGAGAUAGUUCACACAAAAAUGAAAAAUCAUUCACUCACCCUCAAGUUGUUCCAAACCUGUAUGACUAUAUACGUUUUUGUUCUCAGAACAUUAUGAGGGUGAGUAAAUGAUGACAAAAUGAUCAUUUUUAGUGAGUGAUGGUAUUUCUUUUUAGCUCUUUUCUGUUUAAAAUUGCAUCAUGUGUGAUCACUGAUCACGUACCCCAUGCUUUCAACUGUAAUGAAGCAUUUAGUAUUACAAAACUGCAACCGUUAACAUCAUGUCUCCCAUGACAGAGAUCUUGGUAAUGAUCCGUAAACAUUUUCAUUUUUUUCCUCACUGUGACAUGUAGUAUAUUUCCUGUUCUAAUUUCUCUUCGGUUUCCAUUAAUGUGUCAACAAAGUCUGAAUCUACUGCUGAAUCUAAUAUCCUAGUCUAACAGCUGGCUGUGUAAACAGCGGCAGUUAGUGAGAGAAAGGCUGAUGAUGUCUAGAGAGCACAAUACAGAUUUGAUGGACACGGUUAUGUCACGUAAAGCUUCAUUGGUGGUCCUGUGUGGAAACACAGAUUAGUGAAACGGCUCUGUUAAUGUGCAUGCAUGACAUGACCAAUGCAUUCUCACCGAGGCUGGGCUGGCGGCCAACAUACUGUUUGUUAAAUAGCUAUUAAAGGCAUUUGAGUUACAAUGGAAUGGUCAUACUUGUUUAAAAGCUUUAAUCCAUAUUUGUGUUUUCACUACACAGGUGCGUUCUCAAUGUAUCCAAUGGAUUUAAAUGAUUUUCUUUUUAUAAUAACACCUUGAUUGCAUUCAAAAAUGCUGUCAAAUGUUUAAAAAACAGAUUUUGGAACAUAUAACGAUCUUGAUAAUUAACUGAACAUGCUGUAGCAACAUAACCAUGCAGAACUUGCUGAGUGAGACACAAAGAAAUAUUAAAAGAGGUGUUGAUGGACAACACUAAAUAAAAAUAUUUUUGAAAUAACCGAUUAGACUCCCUUUGCGUGAUUGAAGCCAGUGUGACACAUCUAAUCUGUAGUUUCUUGUUUUCUUUUCUUUUGAUGUAUGUCAAUGAUUUAUAACGAAGUUCCUAAACAUGAAUCAUCUAGUAAUGUAGACCAGUUAGACAGGCAAGUUUUUGGAUGGGCCAUGUUUGCUUUCACUUGUCAAAAUAAGCUGUCAACCUCCCUAACUGUCAUUAUGCAUUAUGCCAAAAGGCAAGAGUCAUAUUUCAUGGAUGUCAUUUGUGCUCCACAAACAACACACAUGUAUGUAUUUUUAUUAAACCUUCUGUCCUUUAUUUCUAACAUUUUGAAAAAUCUGUAAACCCUUAAUUCAUCAAUACCCAAGUUUGAUUUUAUUAAGGUUGUCUUGUAAGUUAAUAUUACCCAGGUUAUCUGGGUGCUGCAUGGUCUUGUCUUGUGUAACUCAUUUAAUGACAGCAUGCAAUGAAAGACAUUACCUUAAGCGUAUGAAAAGCAUGUCUCUCCCUCAGUUAUACCUGCAAGAUUCUAUCAGGCCUGUAAUGAAGUGCAUGUCCACUGGGGGGUGUCCUUUUUGUAAAGAAAAUUUAACAUCGCAUUUGUUGCGAUCUAACUGGCCAGCAGAUUUGACAGGAAUUACCUUGUAGUUUAUUGAUUUUAAUUAAAAAUGCAUGCAUGAAAGAAGGCUGUUUUUCUUUUCAGAGAGAGAAACACACCGACCUAUCAGACCUCAGUAUCUGGUUUCUUUUUUUUUCCAUUAAUGUUAAACAUGACACAUGAUAUGACUGUUUCCAAAAAAUGUCAGUUCCUAGAGAUGAGCCAUGUUUAUAACUCAAAUAUGUGUCAUGAGGCAAUGUGACUUUGCCGUACAGCAACACUAAAUCAAAAAAAUCACAUUAAUAAACUCAACCAACCAAGCAUAUUUGUGCAGACAGGAUAUGGCCCCUGAAAUAGCCCUGGAACAGCCUAACCGUACUAAAAACGCACACACAUACACACACAAACAAACACUAUGAGCUAGGAGUGAGUUCUAGGACAAAAAAACACUAGCGGCACAAGUCUUCUUGCCUUCUGAGGGGACUGAAAUUAAGGAGAGAGGAUCAUCAGGAAUGUCCAUCAAUUUAAACUUAUGUUAACAAGAAUGUGAUGGGCGUCUAGGUGAGAUAAUGGCUGUUCGAAUGAUGAAUUAGGUUGAAAAACCUGAAAAUCAAUCAACAGAGCAGGGUUAUAAAUAACACAACAUUUUAUGUGAUAAAUUAAUUACACUCUUUGCUGAUUAAAUAUUUUCAUAUCGCAAAAUGUACUGAGGAAAGCCCUCAAAUGAAAAUUAUUUAAAACAUGCAUGCAUAAUUGAACCUUUUUAUGAAAUUCACAUAUGGUUUAGGGAAUAUAAUUUUUUUUUUUUUUAAAUAAUAAAUUGUACUAAAUCAAUGCAUUGAACUGACAGCGCCAGUAAAGAGUUAAGGUUUUUAUUGUUUGAUUUUGUCCGAUAGCCAGUUUAUUUUCAUCUUGUUGAUUAUAUCAUGUUUACUAAUCCUCUCUUGAAGCAUUGUUUAGCUUUAUUCAUCUGUUUUUAUGGGACAAGCUGCCU